This is a messenger RNA of Clunio marinus, 1290 nucleotides long. NCBI's taxonomy places the organism in Eukaryota, Metazoa, Arthropoda, Insecta, Diptera, Chironomidae. The record is from the annotation of a GenBank genome assembly.
AUGGAUGGUGAUGACUACUGGAACACUUCUUUAAACAAAUCAUUUAGUUUUGAUGAUGAUAUUGAUCAAAAGUUUUUAGAUGACAAUGUAUCAGAAAUCUCAAAUGUUUCAUCGUCGGGUGCGAUAAGUUUAAAUCUGAUUAUUAAUGAUAGUGAUCUUCAAAUGAUACUCGAGGAUCAGAUGAUUACUGAACCAAUAUUUCCUAAAGUAUCAUUGGAAGAAGAAAUAAAAAUACUAAGAAGAAAACUACAAGAAUCUCAAUAUUGUCCAAUUCCUAUUACAAUCAACAAGCUUUUACUUGGUAAACCAUGUUCUUUGUCUAUUUAUAAGUCACUGAACGAAAAAGAAGAUCUUCUUGACAAAGCUAUUUUAUGUGGAAAUGGUGAUGCAAUACUAAGGAUUGUCUUGUUCCUUAAAAACUCUCUAAAAACAUCGUUAUUUAAUCAAAUCUUAGAGACCAGACCAAUCGCUGUAGAUCAUUAUGUGAAUUACUUAAAUACUACAAUGAGAAUUGGGGAAGCUUCGGAAAUACUUAAAAUAAUGGGACGCAACCAAGAAGCAGCAAUGAUUCAAUUUAAAGCUUCGGUAUCAUCAAAAAAUGUCAUCACAAAAUUGGAGAAACUUAAAAAUAUUCGAGAACUCUUCGAUCAACCUUGUUGCAAUCCAUUUUUAUCUCAACAAUUGUCAAAUUUUAUCACUUUAUUGGAGCUUCAGAUUAAUGAACGAUUAUAUUUUCAUCCUCAUGAUAUUAUGGAAAAAUCAGUGAUAGAAACUUUAUAUUAUUGUUGUCAAAAGUUUCAAAAAUGGUCUGAUCCAUCAUUUAAUUCAUCGACAAAUCCAUUCAAGUUGGCAAUAAAUUAUGCAAUUACACCUUCGCAAUUUGAAUGGGUUGCAAUAAACGAAAGAGGAAAGUCACAAGCUUGGCGUGAUAUUGAAGGACUUUUCCAAAAAAAAUCUGUAAUUAAGAAAAAAUCGUUUACUAUUCACAUUCCACUUGAGCUGGCAAUCAUUCGUCUUUAUAAUCUUCGAGCUCCACAAGCUGUUUUAAAUUCAUUUCUUCAGCAUGUUGAUGAUCCAGAACGUCGUCUCACACUUUCAAAGAAAGUUGGUGCUAUUAAUUCAAUUGUCGAGUCUCUCACUGCACUUAAAGACAAACAAGCAUUAGAAGAUUUUAAAGAAACUUUGGCAAGCGGGACAGCUGAGUACUUUUAUACAGAGAAGGCUAUAAUAAACUUAUCGAACACGAAGUCACUUCUGGGGAUACGAAAGAAUUCCAAUGCAACAAGUUGA